AAGACUAGCAUUGUUAUUUACAAAUUUUAGGAUAUUUUAUAUGUAUUUAUUUUACUGAACUAAUUUUAAAUUUUAAGCUAAAAAUCGUGUAAAAGUAGCGGCCACGAUGUAUGUGUGUACCAUUUGCGGUUUUAAGAAGUCGGAGCUGGGUAGCAAUCCGGAAUUUGAGUUUCGCCGCAGAGUAAAUGCGAGUGAGGCGACGCAUCUCGAGGGCAUCUCGGAUUGGUGCGAUAAGUGCUCUGCGCUGAGGUUCUUCUUCAAGUCCGACAUGGACACGGAUCCGGCUCAAGAGUUGGAAGAGUUGCAGCCCACCAAGAAGCUGGCAUCUCAUGCAUUGGCCGCAUCAACGAAGCGACAGCAAAACGAUCGCAAAUCGAAAGAGAAUGACGAUUUGACUCGUCGUGUUUUAGAGCGGGAGCUGGAUGUGCUCAAACAGCAGCUUUUGGCCAGCUUGCCAUCGCAGUUGCCACGUGGUUGCAUGUGGGAGCGCCAGUUACGCUCAGCGAGCGUAGAUCGUGCAGCUCGACGACGCCAGAAGGAUAAUCCGCUGCUGAUGCAACGCUCAAAAUCGCUAGUCAACGAGGCGAUGCUGGGAAAAAGGCAAUUUGCAAAGCAGCAAGUUGAACGUCGCGAUAAACAUGUCAACUUGACAUUGCCAGCUGAUAAGAAAGUGAAAGUAGAGCGCAAUGAUUUAGAGGAUUCAUCAGAUAAAAGUGAUUUACACAUUCCUAAAGCUCCUUUACCACCUUCCUUCAACAAGGAUCAGUUGCCCAUGUGGCAAGAAGAGGUGCAGAAACAAGUGAAUCAAUUGAUGGCCAAAAAAAUGAAGACCAAAGCUGAAUCAAGCAAACCCUAUGAUAGCGUUCAGAAAGCUAAAGAAGAGCGCAAUGCUCUAGAGGACUCAUCAGAUAGUAGCGACUUAAAUAUUCCUAAAGCUCCUUUACCACUUUCCUUUAUCAAGGAUCAGUUGCCCACGUGGAAAGAAGAAGUGCAGAAACAAGUCAAUCAAUUGAUGGCCAAAAAAAUGAAGACCAAAGCUGAAACAAGCAAACCCUACGAUGACGUUUCGAAACUCAAAGCAGGGAACAAUGGUCUAGAGGACUCUUCAGAUAAUAGCGAUUUACAUAUUCCUAAAGCUCCUUUACCACCUUCCUUCAACAAGGAUCAGUUGCCAACGUGGCAAGAAGAGGUGCAGAAGCAAGUCAAUCAAUUGAUGGCCAAAAAACUGAAGACCAAAGCUGAAACAAGCAAACCCUAUGAUAGCGUUCAGUCGCCUAUUGAACGCUUGACCAAAGAUGAAAUGAUUUCUAAAAUGCAGGAAUUGCAUGAAGAUGAUCUAAAGUCAAAGCUCAAGGAGAAGCGGCAACAAAUGAGUGAAUGGAGGCGCAUUCGUCGCUAUGUCGAUAGUGAAUACGAUCGCAUUAGGGAGGAGAUAAAUGAUAUGAAACUCCAGGCGGACACAAAACGCAAUCGAAGUGAAAAGCAAACUGACAACGAUCGGAUGAAGGGCGGCGCCAACAUGAAGCAAGAAGCACAGGCCCAGGAAACUAUUGAGUUGCCGCAGAAAACCAUUGGCGAUGCUUUGGAUGAGAAGAUUGCACUGAUGCUGGACACGCUUCAGGAAAAUAAAUUGCAGUUAGAGCUGGAACAAAAGCUGAAGAUAGAGCUGCAAAAAGCGCUGGAUAAGGGGCUGGGAAAAGAGUUGGAGAAUCAGCUGGAGAAAGAGCUUGGGAAACAGCUAGAUAAGGAGUUAAGGAAAGAGCUGGAGGAGAAAGAGAAGAAGAAAGAGGUGGAGAGGGAGCUUUACAAGGAAUUAGGGAAAGAGUUGGAAAAGGAGCUGGAAAGAAACCUGAAAAAUGAAUUGGAGAACGGAAAGGAGCAUAGACAAUCGUCUCUUCCAGCUGAUCAGUUAAAGGAGACCAAGCAGCCAAAGAGAGACAAACACCAUGUGCUGGCGUCCACUGUGCAGCGCGCAUGCUUCCAAGGCUUCGUCCAGGAUCCUCAAGAGCUGCUUAACAGCUUAGACAAAAAGCAGUUGCUAUGUCAUCGCGAGCCGCCUUUGCCACAAUUUCAGACAUUGCCCUGUCCACGCAAGAAACUCCACGAGUUGAUGCUGAUCAAGCGCGACGUAGUGCAGACUCGGAAGCCACAUGAACUGCAGAUUUGCCGUGUGCCCAUCUAUUGUCCCGACUCGAAUUGCCAUCGCAUGUUCUUCAUGUCGGACUUUAACGAGCAUCUAACGCAUGAGCAUCCCACUCUGGCCAUGGAGCGCAUUAAACGCGGCCAGGUGAAGACUUUCUUUAUGAACACUUGUGCCACGGUCUUGGGAAAAUCCACCUGCAACAUGGUCUACUUUAUCAACGAGCAAUUCGACAACAAGAAUACCAAAAAAAUGGUGCCAAUUUUGGUGAUGUCAGGGCGUUUUCGUCUCACCGAUUUCUUUGCCGGCAAUUUUGAACCGGAAGCUCAGCUGCUGCCAUCGCAACACUAUGGACCCGACAAUGAAAUAUUCCUCAUUUGGCUAACAGCUGGGCGCACGGACGAUACACAAAUUAUGGCCACCGUUUCUGUGUGGCCAGCAAGCAAGGAGCCAAUGGUCGAAUAUCUGACGGUCAAUACCAGCGAGGUCUAUGACAUUCGUUGCACACAAAAGCCAAAGAAUCUCUAUGAUAGCAAUCGCACUCUAAUGCUUUCCGGCAAUACAAUUCAUCGUAUGACAAAUGGCGGUAAACAUUUCCUAGCCGUUCAGGUGCUAAUCCAUUGAAGUGGAAUUUCUAUUUUAAGAGCAAAAUUUUAAUUGUGUGCAUUUUAUAAACACGAAUUGGGAAUAAACUAAUGCAAAAA
This is a messenger RNA of Drosophila albomicans, 2844 nucleotides long. RefSeq names its product golgin subfamily A member 6-like protein 6. The record is from RefSeq and is a predicted model, not a curated record. NCBI's taxonomy places the organism in Eukaryota, Metazoa, Arthropoda, Insecta, Diptera, Drosophilidae. Bases 107 to 2764 code for a protein of 885 amino acids. The transcript has a single exon.